Messenger RNA from Anthostomella pinea, 603 nucleotides. NCBI's taxonomy places the organism in Eukaryota, Fungi, Ascomycota, Sordariomycetes, Xylariales, Xylariaceae. The record is from the annotation of a GenBank genome assembly.
AUGGCUGCCCCGGGCGUUCAGUCUCUGAAGUGUGUCGUUACUGGUGAUGGUGCGGUCGGCAAGACGUGCCUUCUGAUCUCCUACACCACGAACGCCUUCCCCGGAGAGUACAUCCCUACAGUCUUUGAUAAUUACUCUGCCAGUGUUAUGGUCGAUGGCAAGCCAAUCAGUCUAGGACUAUGGGAUACUGCUGGGCAGGAGGAUUACGACCGACUGCGACCGCUAUCAUACCCCCAAACCGACGUCUUCCUGAUCUGCUUUAGCAUCGUCAGCCCCCCGUCGUUCGACAACGUCAAGGCCAAGUGGUUUCCGGAGAUCGACCACCACGCGCCUAACAUCCCGAUCAUCUUGGUCGGAACCAAGCUCGAUCUUCGGGAGGACCAGACAACAAUGGACAGUCUGCGUGCCAAGAGAAUGGAGGCGGUCUCGUAUGACCAGGCUUUGGUUUGUGCCAAGGAGAUCCGCGCUCACAAGUACCUGGAAUGCUCCGCUUUGACACAGAGAAACCUGAAGAGCGUGUUCGACGAGGCCAUCCGUGCUGUCCUGAACCCCCGACCGAUCCCCCAGAAAGGCGGGAAGAAGCCAAAGUGCACGAUCCUAUAA